Messenger RNA from Priapulus caudatus, 1995 nucleotides. Its product is annotated as glutamate dehydrogenase, mitochondrial-like. The coding region runs from base 30 to 1676 and encodes 548 amino acids. Gene Ontology annotation, biological process: L-glutamate catabolic process. Gene Ontology annotation, cellular component: mitochondrion. Gene Ontology annotation, molecular function: L-glutamate dehydrogenase (NAD+) activity. The transcript has 12 exons. The record is from RefSeq and is a predicted model, not a curated record. NCBI's taxonomy places the organism in Eukaryota, Metazoa, Priapulida, Priapulimorpha, Priapulimorphida, Priapulidae.
CAGAUCGAACAGCACCUCAGCACAGAAUCAUGAGAAUGUUGCGGUCACUAGGUUCAGGGCUGAAGAUGUGCCAGACAACUAGCUGCCGGUCACCACAAAUGCAGCUCUGUCAUCCAGCGCACAUCAGAGCAUCUGCCACGCAAUCCAGCACUCCUCCAGCGAGUGCCACUGAUGACGAGCCCAGCUUCUACAAAAUGGUGGACAAAUUCUUUGAGAAAGCUGCAUCAGUCGUAGAGGAUCACUUAGUCGCAGACUAUAAGGGAGUAAAGCUAUCUGAGGAUGAGAAGAGGCUUCGUGUGCAGGGUAUUCUGCGAACAAUCAAGCCAUGUCAGCACACCAUAUCUAUCUCAUUCCCGAUCCGACGAGACAACGGUGUCAUAGAGAUGAUAGAUGGAUGGAGGGCACAGCACAGUCAGCAUAGAACGCCAUGCAAGGGAGGCAUCCGCUUCAGCGAGCACGUCAACAAGGACGAGGUUCAGGCCCUCGCUGCCCUGAUGACGUACAAGUGCUCGUGCGUCGACGUGCCGUUCGGAGGAGCCAAGGCCGGAGUGCGCAUCAACCCGCGCAACUACAGCGAGGACGAACUGGAGAAGAUCACGCGCCGCUUCACGAUGGAGCUAGCGAAGAAAGGCUUCAUAGGACCUGGAAUAGAUGUGCCUGCCCCUGACAUGGGUACAGGAGAGCGUGAGAUGUCAUGGAUUGCUAGCACAUAUGCGAAAACAGUAGGUUACCUAGACAUAAACGCGCAUGCGUGCGUGACAGGCAAGCCUGUGUCGCAGGGAGGCAUCCAUGGCAGAGUGUCGGCCACAGGCAGGGGCGUGUUUCAUGGAAUUGAACAAUUUGUCCAUGAAGCAAACUACAUGAGCAGCAUUGGGCUAUUUCCUGGGUUUGGAGGAAAAACAUUCAUUGUGCAGGGUUUCGGUAACGUGGGACUUCACUCAUGCCGCUACUUGCACCGAGCUGGAGCAAAGUGCAUCGGUGUUCAGGAGUGGGAUGGUGCUAUCUACAAUGCAGAGGGCAUCCAUCCCAAGGAACUAGAGGAAUAUAAACUGGAGCAUGGUACCAUUAUGGGCUUCCCUGGUGCAGAACAAUACACGAAACAAGAGUCGCUGUUGUAUGAAGACUGCGAUAUACUCAUACCUGCUGCUAGUGAGAAGCAGAUUCACAUUGGAAACUGUCACAAAGUCAAGGCCAAGAUUAUUGCAGAGGGAGCUAAUGGACCCGUGACCGCAGGUGCCCAGGCACACUUCAUCAAAAAUAAUGUUCUGGUUAUUCCCGAUCUUUAUCUCAACGCCGGUGGUGUCACCGUCUCCUACUUUGAGUGGCUUAAGAAUCUAAACCAUGUCAGCUAUGGACGUCUCACCUUCAAAUAUGAGAAGGACUCCAACUAUCACCUGCUAGAGAGUGUGCAACAUUCAUUAGAGCGCAAGUUUGGCAAGGCUGGGGGUGGCAUACCAAUUAUGCCUAGUGAGGCUUUCCAAGAUAGAAUACAAGGAGCAUCUGAGAAGGAUAUUGUACAUUCCGGGCUGGCGUAUACCAUGGAGAGAUCAGCACGUGCAAUUAUGGCUAUAGCGAUGAAGUACAACUUGGGUCUGGACAUUCGUACUGCAGCCUACAUAAAUUCCAUUGAGAAAAUCUACAAAAGUUACCGUGAAGCUGGAUUCACGUUCACAUAGUCAUGCUAUUCAGACAUUCACCACCUUCCAGUGCUUUUGUAAAAGAAUUCACAUGCGCCGACACGUAUUGUGAUAAAGAUCAUGCUGCUAAUUGUGUUUAGACAUAGGAAUUGUUGAACAUUUAAUAGUUUUAUUAGGAAAAUUGAUCAUAGGCUUGUGAACAUGCCUCAGUAACAUGAAUGGCUGCAAGUAGCAUGAGGCAACUCUUGCGGAUCUUGACCACGUAAUAGCUGCAUAUAGAGAAUGCUUAAGCCCGGCGCACAUUGCCGAACAUUUUGCUCAAAAACAGUAUCGUAGCAAUGUUCCAUGAAAUGUUCGG